CUCAUGAUGGAAGAUGACAUGGCGCCCUCUCGUGGACAAAGAGAUUCCACAUACACAAUAGAAGAAACUGAUUCCAAUAGGCAUACAUACGUACCGUCUUAGCGAUGUUCUGAGCGGCCCGGAUCUUCCGGAGCUUCAAGUAGCCAGGAUUUUUGGAGAUAGCCAAACCCAACUGAGUGACACACAGGGAGAGACAGGUUGUUGUUGUGACCGUCUAUCCCAGCAACCUGGGUCUCACCAUCUUUGCUGCCUCUGCUUCGCCCUCAGCCUGGACAAUCUUCUGUCGCUGGUCCUGUUUGGCCUUCUCCACGUAGAACUGCGCUCGCUGUGCCUCCUGCUGGGCUGCACAGGCCGCAUAUCCGCAUCACUAUUUGAGUCGGACCACGUGGAAAACAGACGUCUGCAAAGUGCUUUCUCACCAACUUGCUUGGCCUCGACGGCAGCGGUGUAUUCACGGCUGAAGCUGAGCUCCGUGAUGGCCACGUCGUCCAGGAUGAUGUUGAAGUCUUUGGCCCGCUCCACCAGCUCUCUACGAAUCAGUAGUGACACCUACAGGACAAACUCUUUGAGCUCUUCAGACGAAGCUGUGGGGCGACGCGUGAGGCCAAUACCUGUGCCCUCUGUGUGAUCAGCUGGGAGGCGUUGAACUUGGCCACGACACUCUUCAGCACCUCGUUGACAAUGGAUGGCAGCACGCGCUCGUCGUAGUCUUUCCCCAGACGCUGGUAGAGGAGCGGCAAGGUCGACGCCUGCGGCCGUGACAGGACUCGCAGAGAGAUGUUCACCAUCUGGAGGUCUGAGGGCAUCGACUCUGAUCAUCACUUUCAUCAUCCUCCUCCUUCGCCAGUGCCAUCAAGUAUGAAGUAAAUACUCAAGACACAACUUGACUCCAGGUUCUGACCUUUGCUGCCAGUGAGAGAGGAGAUCUUUCUGGGCGUGGCCCGGAUGUCAUAGAUGAUUGGAUACUGGAACCAAGGAACUCUGAAGAAACAGACACAAGAAGCUUCACCAUGAGGGAGUCCAUAUUCUCAGAGUCACAGCGACUGGUUGGAUGAAGAGGAGGAACCUGAAGUGCAGCCCCUCAGCCAGCACCGUGUCCGCCUGCAUCCCCCCGAUCCUGUUGAAGAUGACAGCACGCUGCCCUCCUUCCACUGCACACAGGAGGAGCUGAUGAGAACCAUGAGAUCUGAAAACUAGCCUUGAACUGGUUGUUCGUGGGACGUCCAGUCAGAACCUCGGCUCACCUGUGUAGGUGGCCUCCUUCACGCCGUACGCCAGCGCCGCCGCUCCGAUCAGCAGUUUGACCCCGGCACCGGCACCACGAGGCCCGGAUGACAUCCUGCCUGCGAUCUGGCGCAGCUGCUGCAAAAGACCCUGCGGACACACUCGAGCUAAUUAGAGGGCUCUCGACAGGGUUAACUUCACUGCGACUGCAGAUGUCACCACACACCCCUGACGCCACCCGCUGACAGUGACGUCGAGACCGAGAGUGAGACUGUCAUCACGAAGGUUCCAUGAGGAAAAGAAAGACUCACCGUGGGCUCAUUGCCUGCCAUGUUGCCUGGACGAGGAGCACACGUAAUCACACGCUUCCGCUCACCCGGUGCAACAUGGGAAAUGUAGUGCCGACGGCAGGCAACGUUUCAAGCGAGGAGGCACGUUCUGGAAGGUGAAGACUGUGGAAGCACAGAAUGUCACGGACAGAGUUGAUGAGUCAGAGGAGGACCUGUGGAGGACGCGCCAGGAUCACGUGACCCGGCCACUGCAGCUGUCAGUGUACUCCAGAUGUGGUUCUGGUCCGCGCGGGUUUCCGUACCUGCGCUCAGGUGUCUGCUCGCCCUGGCGUUGCGUUCAAGGCCCGCUGAUUGGCUCGGAUCUUUCAGAGGAACCCGCUCCUUUUAUAGUUAACGGAGCACAGAGCGGAGUGUUCCGGGUUCAGGAAGCCCAUCAUCAUGUAGAGGAGGCGGACCGACGGAGUCACCUGGACCACCGCGGACGACCCGGAGACCCUGACCGAGAGCGACCGGACAUCCUCGCGGAAGACAUGUCUCGUCCCGCAGCGGCUCCCGCCCGAGACACAGCUUGGUCGAACCGACAUCUCAGGAUGGGAAAUCUCAUCAAAGUUCUGACCCGAGACAUUGAUGGCUGCUCAGGGAACUUCUUCCUGGACUUUGAGAACGCCCAGCCCACGGCAGCAGAGUCUGAAGUGUGGGAGAAGGUGAACCGGGUGCUAGAGGAGUCUCAGGUCAUUCUGGAAGAUCUUCAGAACUACAGAGGAGCAGGGGAGGAGAUCCGUCAGGCCAUCCAGAGACCUGGUGCGGUGGGGGUCCAGGAGCGGGCUUGGUCAGCUGUUGUUCCUCUUGUCAACAAACUGAAAACCUUCUAUGAAUUUACCCACAAGCUUGAGUCCAGUCUGUGGUGUCUGCUGGACGUGCUGACCAGCUCAGAGGCCACGCCCACUCAGCACCUGGAGCAGAAGCAAGCACUGGCUCGACAGUUUGCUCAGAUCCUGCACUUCACCCUGAGGUUCGACGAGCUUAAGAUGACCAACCCUGCCAUUCAGAACGACUUCAGUUACUACCGUCGCACCAUCAGUCGGAUGCGGAUCAACAACCCGAGUGUUGACAGCGCCGGCGAGGUCAACAACGAGCUGGCCAACCGCAUGUCUCUUUUCUACGCCGGAGCCACGCCGAUGCUGAAGACACUCAGCGAUGCCACCAUCAAGUUUGUGUCUGAUAAUCCGGACGUUCCAUUAGAGAACACAACAGACUGUCUUAGCACGAUGGCUAGUGUUUGUAAAGUCAUGCUGGAGUCUCCUGAGUACAGCAAUCGCUUCAACAGUGAGGAAACCGUGUCGUUGUGUCUCCGAGUGAUGGUUGGAGUCAUUAUUCUGUACGACCAUGUUCAUCCUGCCGGAGCCUUCGUCAAGACUUCCAAUAUAGAUAUGAAAGGGUGUAUCCGAGUGUUAAGAGAACAGCCGGUCAGCAGCGUAGAGGGACUUGUGAACGCUCUCAGAUACACCACCAAGCACCUGAACGACGAGGCCACGCCCAAACACAUCCGGAACAUGCUGCACUGACAUGCACUCUAGUAGUAAAUAAUAAAGCUUGUUUUUGUGUCAUCGUGUCACAUGACUCUCCUGAGGGGCAACCACGUCAUGAUGCAUCCAUACAUGUUGAUGGUCAGACAAAAGUGGUCCAACCAGCAGAGGACCACCAGCUGGACCAGGGUGACUGUAAAACAUGUUUGUUUGUUUUUUUUGUAAGUGUAUAUGUAUUUCUAUUGCAAAUUUGAUUGAGGGACUUUUGACUACAUGCUAUUGGAAAUAAAGGAAAAAAAGGUCUAUAUAAGCGACAUG
This is a messenger RNA of Synchiropus splendidus (mandarinfish), 3358 nucleotides long. RefSeq names its product CYFIP-related Rac1 interactor B-like. NCBI's taxonomy places the organism in Eukaryota, Metazoa, Chordata, Actinopteri, Syngnathiformes, Callionymidae. Gene Ontology annotation, biological process: positive regulation of T cell activation; regulation of actin filament polymerization. Bases 2045 to 3079 code for a protein of 344 amino acids. The transcript has 12 exons. The record is from RefSeq and is a predicted model, not a curated record. Gene Ontology annotation, molecular function: small GTPase binding.